Cyprinodon tularosa is the source of this 2733-nucleotide messenger RNA. Its product is annotated as coiled-coil domain-containing protein 106-like. Gene Ontology annotation, cellular component: nucleoplasm. The transcript has 5 exons. The record is from RefSeq and is a predicted model, not a curated record. Bases 1429 to 2310 code for a protein of 293 amino acids. Lineage: Eukaryota; Metazoa; Chordata; Actinopteri; Cyprinodontiformes; Cyprinodontidae.
UAUAUAUAUAUAUAUAUAUAUAUACAUCAAAUUAUAUAUAUAUAUAUAUAUAUAUAUAUAGAUGGAUUUACAGAUAUUUUAUUAUUUUAUUUGCUUAGUUAGGCCUUUAAUCGUGUAUCAUUUUGCACUAAGAAUGGCAUAAUCCAGUUACUGUUUGUGUUGGCUAUAAUUGAGCAGUCGCAAGCCUGUUGUCCUAGUUCUUUAUAAAUGCUCUCUGUAUACUGUAACCAUGUUUGUUGUUCUUUCACUUUUUACAUAUUAUGUAAAUGUUAUCACUCUGAAAUAAUUUAUUCCUAACAAAGAAAAAAAUGACACAAAAACAUGCUACUGAUUGUAUGUAUUUUUAAACAAAGCCUAUUUUUUUCUGUAAAAAAAAAAAAAAAACUGUGUUCAGCACUUUUAUUCUGGGUUUUUGUUUUUGUUCUCUAUAUAUAUUUAUAAUUUAGAUCUAAAUGUAUAUAUUGUAAAAUUUGUGCCUUUCAACUAAUUCUUUCAGAAAAAGUUUUUCUACUCAUUAAAGGAAGGACUAUAUGAAAACGCAAUCUUAACUUUGUAAACAAAUAAAAUCUUCAAGAUUGCUGAGGUUGAGUCUGAUUUUUUUUUUUGUGAGUUGUUUUUCUGGAGUUAUUUGAACUGUCAUGAAGUAGUGGAUUCAUUUUAGGGAAUUUUACCUGCAUCUUGUGAGCUCCCUCUUGUGGAUGAACUGGGCAACUGCAUUAAAGCUGACUGAAUACUAAUGAAUACAGAAGGACAAGCUUUAUCCCAGCAAACUAUACAGUUCUCCAUCUGAAAGGGGAAAGUAUGGUUCUACUGGAAAUUGGAAAAUAAAGCAAAAUAUCCACAGCUUAGAUCUUUGAAACAAUUGCCAUUAAUUAUAGACUCCAGAAACGAGGUAGGUGUUGAUAUGCUUAGAUCUUUGAAACAGAUGCCAUUAUUUAUAGACUCCAGAAACGAGGUAGGUGUUGAUAUGUGGCAAUAAGAAACCCAUUUUUGCAAGAGAUUCUACUAAAAGUAUCACAGUCUUGAUUCUGUUAUGUUUUACUUUGCUUCAUGUUUUCUAGUUUUAUUGGUUUAAUUCCCAUUUUGUUGUAUUUUCUGGAAAUAUUUGAGUUUUUUAUUUGUUUCCCUUUGUUGCCCUCUUGUGUUAGUCUCCUUUUCCCUCGCUUCUUCCUUUGCUGCUCUGUUGACACCUGCUCCCAAUCUGCUCGUUAGUCCUCUCUUUGUUCAGUCUCCCUUAAAUACACUCCUUUCAGUUAACCUUAGCUAAAUUCAACUAACUCUUUAUCUGGAACAUUAGUCAUUAAUGUUGUACACAUUCUAGAAAUUCUGGUAUUUAUAUUUUUUUUCUCAAAUUUAAAUCUAGCAAACAAACUACUAGGUCAAAGUUACGUUUUGUGUGUUUUACUAAAGCAACUUGACUGAUGUCACAUGCUGCUUGUGUUCUUUUUUUGUGCCAAUUUUAGCGAGAUGGAGACUCGUUUUGGCAAAAAGACACGCGAUGGGGGGGUACAGGACGCUGUCGAAGACGUGCAAGAGGUUGUGGAGGAGGCUUUCGUGGACAAGCCACAAGAUUUAGAACUCGUCUCCGUUGGUCAAAAGGCUAAGAAGCAAAUGAAAUAUUCCCCAAGGAAACUGUGGUCACCAACGGGGGCAGUGGAGUUGACCAAACUGAAACAUCAAGCAAAGAUGGAUAGACAGAAGAUUGAUCACCUUGAGGACCGCAUUAAAUACCUGGAGGAGGCCAACAGGGAGCUGAAAAAGGACAAAGACUUCAUUCUGUCACAAAUUAAGGAAGCCACUGUGGCACCUGCAUCUAGCAGCAAGUCAGGCUCUAGAGAGAUUGCUCAGGUUCCUCCAUCUUCAACAUCUACUACCCCCUCCUCCUCUUCCACAGACUUAAGCUCCUCAUCAUCUUCAGUGGAAGAGGAAAAAAAGAAGAAGAAAAAGAAGACCAAAAAGUCCAAGAAACACUAUGAUUCAUACAGCCGUUCAAGAAUGACCACAGUGGAUGGAGUUAUCAACCGCUAUGAGAGUGCCCUGAAGAGAUUCACUAAGUUUGGAUCCAUGAAAAAGGCCUUCAACAAGAUUAAGGUUGACCGCAACACCAUUGCGAGGACAGCUGUUAUUGCUGAGCUUGCAAUAACUUUUCCUGACACCUUCAAGGAGCUGCUCCCAGGAAACCACGAUAACGAGAAGAUCUCCCAGUUUGCAGAGCGUUGUAGGAAUGCUAUAACAAAAGAGAUGGCUGAAACCAUCACAGCAACAAAAAGAAGUGGAAAACUCCUCCCAAUAAUGUACAAGUACACUUAAAAUAUUACUUUGUAAACAACUUGGGUUUUUAUUUUUUAGUUGAGUUGUGUUUUUAGUUUUUUAAAUUUGUAUUUCAGAAGUAAAAUCUGCUGAACAAGAAGUUGAACCCUCUGUUUGGGGAAGAACAACUUUUUCUUUUUUUUUUUUAAAGUUCUGAAGGUUUGUGCUCAAACACUGCCAGAAAUUGAACCCUCUGAUGAAUGAAGAAAAAAAAUUUUCAAAGCAAUUAAAAGAAAGUGUUUGUGUUAACUUGUGGAUUGGUUUUAUUAUGGUAUUUAAAAGCAUUUAUGAGUGUAAUAACACUUCAGGACAUUCUUUUCUCAAGUGUAAGUAUUUUUAAAGGUCUAGGAAGAGAUGAUUUUAUUAAACUUUUUGACAGAAUAAUAACACUUAAAGACAUAUUUAUAACUAGUACUAUAUGUU